Cutaneotrichosporon oleaginosum is the source of this 1713-nucleotide messenger RNA. RefSeq lists its product as uncharacterized. The record is from RefSeq and is a predicted model, not a curated record. NCBI's taxonomy places the organism in Eukaryota, Fungi, Basidiomycota, Tremellomycetes, Trichosporonales, Trichosporonaceae. Gene Ontology annotation, molecular function: transmembrane transporter activity. Gene Ontology annotation, biological process: transmembrane transport.
GAUGUGGGCUCCGCGUCGUGGGGACAGUGGAGAUGCAGGGGUAUAAAGACGUGGCCCCGAGCUGCAGCAUCGCAUCAUCCUGCCCCGCCUCCACUCGACAUCGCGACUGCGACAUCAGGUUCUGCUCCAGCCGGUUUAUCCCGCCAAGGCCAGUCAUCUUUUUACUCAACUACUCUUAACACUACUCUAUCGCCGACCACCCCCCUCCCCCACCUCCCAUAUCCAUCAUGCCAGGCGGCGCCGUCGGUCCCGUGUCCACGGGCAACGUCUUCAAGACGGGCCUGUUCCCGCGCCACUACUUGUGGGCGUUCAUCCUCGUCACCUCGCUGUUUUUCCUGUGGGGUUUCGCCUACGGCCUGCUCGACGUGCUUAACAAGCACUUUCAGAAUACGCUUGGCAUCACCACCACACAGUCCACCGGUCUCCAGGCAGCUUACUUCGGCAUCGGCUACUUUGCUUUCUCGCCCGUGGCGGGCGAGGUCCUCCGCCGCCGCGGGUACCGUUUCACCAUCAUCAUGGGCCUGUGCCUGUACUCUCUUGGCGCGAUCCUGUUCUGGCCUGUCGCCAAGUCGGCCGCGACGAGCACGAACAAGAACGCUGUGUUCGGUGGCUUUGUCGUCUGCACCGCUGUGACGGCGUGUGGCCUGGCAUCCCUCGAAAUUUCCGCCAACUCGUACGUCUCCGUCAUGCCGCCGAUCGAGAUCGCGUCGCUGCGUCUCCAGUUCUCCCAGGCGUUCAACGGUGUCGCGUCGUUUACCGGUCCCCUCAUCGCGUCCAAGUACUUCUUCUCCGACCCCACGUCCAAGGACCUCACGAGCGUCCAGUGGGUCUACCUCGCUGUCUCUGGCAUGGGAAUGAUCGUCGCCGUUGCGUUCUUUUUCACCAAGCUUCCCGAGGUGUCUGAGAGCCAGCUUGAGGAGCUUAUUGUUGGCGGAGAGCACAAGCAGAAGUCGAUCUGGAAGGAGACGCGCUGCCUGACUGGUGCCGUCGCUCAGUUCCUCUAUGUCGGAGCUCAGGUUUCGAUUGGCGCUUUCUUCCUCUACUACACCCACGACGCGUCGGGUAUCUCGGACGCCCGCGGCUCCCAGCUCCUUUCGUACGCGCUUAUCCUCUUCACUGUCGGUCGCUUCGUCGUCACCGGCCUUCUCUCCGUCUUCACGGCUCCCGCCAUCCUUUUCGUGUUCGCCAUCGUCUGCUCCCUCUUCACUAUCCUCAUUGGCACUCUCCACGGCAUGGGUGGCGUGGCGUGCCUCAUGAUGAUCAUGUUCUUCGAGUCGUGCAUGUACCCCUGCAUCUUCACACUGGCGACGCACGGCCUGGGCCACAACACGCGCCGCGGUGCCGCCCUGAUCGUGAUGGGUGUCUCGGGUGGUGCCGUCUUCCCGCCCAUGCAGGGCGCGAUCAAGGAUGCGUACAACGCGCGCGUGAGCUUCUUCAUCGUCCUCCCCUGCUUCAUCUACAUUUCGCUCUGGGCCGCAUACACAUGGGUGCUGGACGGGCGCCAGAUCUUUGCGCUCAAGUCGGGGCGGUCUGCUGCCGACGUUGAGAGCGGGAGCGUCGCGAGCCUCGAGAACGAGGACAGGGACAAGAAGAGCGCCGAGGUCGAGGUCCAGACUGAGACCGUGACGAAGUUGUAAUAGAUUCAGUAUGCAGUGGUUGUGAUAGCGGAUGAGUCGGUGGCGCUGGCUGCGCAUAGCUCAUGGCCCACAUGCC